CUCCUCCAAGCCGACAGCGCAGUGCUGGGCCUCUCACACACUCAUGCACUGGUGCGAGGAGCUGGCAGGUGGGACCAAUUCUGUCGCUGAAAAGCAGCAGGGUCCCGCAGCUUCGCAUCAAUUUCCGCUUGCACCGACACCCAUCCUCGCCCACAGCCUUUGACCUGCGUGCACCGUCUGCUUGUCCGGCCGCAACUGUUUCCCUCGGGUUACCCAUAAGCAGCAAUCCCCAAAGCGCCAACCCGACCCAAAGCCAGACGCGACAACCUUUGCCGGCCGAUAGUGCAUAAGAGUCACCGACAUUGCUCCCAGACAUUCUCCUUCGCCGGCGUGUGCUGUGAUAAGGCUUGAAGUCCCAAGCAGCGACACAUCUCCCACACGCACCGUUUUCUCGCCGAUCCUUCAGGACAACAGCAUCAUCACCAUGGCUCCAGACAUUGCACGAUUGGGCUCCAUCUCGCCCGAGGGCAUGCUGGCCGAAAGGGAAUUGCUGGACGCGUCUGCCAACACCGAGUACAUUGGGCGCAGGCCGUCGACUUCCGGGCGAGACACGAAGAGAGUCCGAACGCAGACGCAGUCGCUGCCUCCUCCCGCCCUGCCACAGCUCGUCGCUGAGCAGGCGCAUCCCAUCCCCGCGUCCGACAAGGACACCAAGCGCCUGAUCGUCGUCCUCUCCAACGCCAGUCUCGAGACGUACAAAGCCGCCCACGGAGGCCGCAAUGGCAUAAAAGAUGAUAAAUACUCGCUGCUCAACAGCGACGAGCAUAUCGGCGUAAUGCGCAAGAUGAAUCGCGACAUCAGCGACGCGCGUCCCGACAUCACGCACCAGUGCCUACUCACCUUGCUCGACUCGCCUGUCAACAAGGCUGGCAAGCUCCAGAUAUACAUCCACACCGCCAAGGGUGUUCUCAUCGAAGUGUCGCCGACCGUUCGCAUUCCGCGUACCUUUAAGCGCUUUGCUGGUCUGAUGGUCCAGCUUCUACACAAGCUGUCCAUUCGCAGCACAACCUCGCAAGAGAAGCUGCUCAAGGUCAUCAAAAACCCCAUCACCGAUCACCUACCGCCGAACUGCCGCAAAGUGACCCUUUCCUUCGAUGCGCCCGUUGUGCGAGUACGCGACUACAUCGGUGAUCUUGGGCCGAGCGAGAGCAUUUGCGUCUUCAUCGGUGCCAUGGCCAAGGGCGCCGACAAUUUUGCCGACGAAUACAAAGAUGAUUCGAUCAGUAUAUCGAAUUACUCGCUAUCAGCAAGUGUGGCUUGCAGCAAAUUCUGUCAUGCUGCAGAGGAUUGUUGGGACAUUAUCUAGAAGAGGAGUGUCGAGAGCGGUCUGCGCAGCACGAGCGAGGGAACACAGCAGCAAAUAACAUACAAAGGCAAGUACGAAUAUUGCCGCUUGACCACUAGCCAUGAUACCAACAUCAUGAGCGAGACAAGCGUGCUUGGAGCUUGUUGGAAGGUUUUGCUAUUUGGUGGAUCACAACAUCACUGUGGGCAAUGCUUUCUGGCACUCUACCCAGGGUUGGUAUCGGCUCUUGGAUCAUGGCGGCGAAGCGUUGGAAUGUUGGCAAUGCUGCUGUUGCUACCUCUUGUGACUGACAACGAGAUUUUUGGCAUCUGAUUGCGGGAUCUGCGAAAGUUGCUUGAUCGGCGAACGUGCUUUUCUUCUGGCGGAAUGGAAAAGUUCUUCUGUGUGUCUAUAAACGUGUAAAAUACUGAAUGAGAGCGUCGGAUCUGCCCAGCUCAACGAAUCUUUGCAAUACAGCUCCUGUGGUAUCAAAUGGAGAGUGAGCUAUGA
Molecule: messenger RNA, 1795 nt
Organism: Cercospora beticola
Lineage: Eukaryota; Fungi; Ascomycota; Dothideomycetes; Mycosphaerellales; Mycosphaerellaceae
Gene: EMG1
Product: 18S rRNA pseudouridine methyltransferase
Biological process (GO): rRNA base methylation
Cellular component (GO): nucleolus; small-subunit processome
Molecular function (GO): rRNA (pseudouridine) methyltransferase activity; rRNA binding
Source: RefSeq, a predicted model, not a curated record